Messenger RNA from Trichoplusia ni (cabbage looper), 2618 nucleotides. RefSeq lists its product as uncharacterized. Gene Ontology annotation, molecular function: protein binding. The transcript is spliced from 8 exons. Gene Ontology annotation, cellular component: SCF ubiquitin ligase complex; Cul4-RING E3 ubiquitin ligase complex. The coding region runs from base 997 to 2523 and encodes 508 amino acids. The record is from RefSeq and is a predicted model, not a curated record. Gene Ontology annotation, biological process: protein ubiquitination. NCBI's taxonomy places the organism in Eukaryota, Metazoa, Arthropoda, Insecta, Lepidoptera, Noctuidae.
AAUAUAUUGCAAUACACACAUUCAUGUAAUGAGAUCGGGUACACUUGCGAGCAAUCAAAUCGUCUCAAACCAACAUUACGCACUGAUGUAUCAACAUUACUAAAACUACCUACUAACUCUGCUAAGCGGUAUAAAUGUAAUGUACCUAACGAUAUAAUUUAAGGUUUCGUUAAUAUUGACAUCCAAUUAUAAUUUUGAAUAAUUUAUUUAUAGAUAGUAUUAUGAUAGAAAUUUAGAACGAAGGGUUGGUUUCUGCAAAUGCAAAAACUUCCGCAGUAUGCAACUGUUUCAGCGAAACAACACUGUGUAACUCAUUCGCAUGGACGCCUGUAGAUCUGGCCACUCGUAUACAUUCUGCACUCUUCAGUGAAGUGGGCUGGCCACCAUUAUACUAUGUCCCGAACGAGAUGCUCACAAACAAACUGUAGGCGCGCGUGUCGGUGACCAUCAGUCAAUUAGAGACCCGUCACAGGCCUUUCUUUAAGCGCCUUCUUUCCUUCCUUUCGCGAACGGCCAGCCUUAUCGUAAAAAUAAAGAUGUUAUUAACAUGGUCGAAUUUUACCGCCUUUUAUAGGAAAGGUAGUGAGUGGCUUAUGAAGAAAAUGUGCUUUAUCACAUAGUUUACUUUUUAUGAUUCCUCGCACGCAGUAUACUUUCAAAUGACUUAUUUUUGACGUAAAGGCACGCAAUGAAAGCCGAUUUUUGUUUGUAGUUGAACCCUUAAAUGUUGUAAUGGCAAUUUUAGAUCCAUUUGUAAUUGACUACCUUGAACCUUCUCUGUAAAACCGUAGCAUGAAACAUAACAAUUUCAAAACGAAACUGACACUGUCAGUUGUCAAUGUGACAGACUGGUCAGUCAGUAGUCAGUGGUCUGCUGCACUGCCGCACUGGUCAUUGUGGGCUCGAAGAGGCACCGACUGAUCACCGAAGGUUUCUUUUCAUUAAGGUAGAGUCCGACGUAACGUUAGUGAUCGGAGUGAUUGGUUUCGUGUUCUGAUGUGUGGAUGGAGGAUGUCGUUGUGGCAGAGCGAGGAGCAGCUAUGCGGUGUGGUGCUGCACGAGGUGUUCGCGUGGCUGUCGGGCCCGCAGCUGGCGCGCGCCGGCGCCGCCUGUCGCGCGUGGCGCCGCGCGGCCGCCGAGCCCGCGCACUGGCGCCGCCUGCUGCAGAGCCGCGCGGGCCGCGCCGUGCCGCGCCCGGGCCCCGCGGGAGACGCGGCGGCGUGGCGACAGGAGUACGUGUCGGCGUGCGCGGGCUGGCGGCUGCUGGCGCGACACCGCGCGUCCGCCGCGCUGCUGCACGCCAGCCUGGCGCCGGGCGGCGAGCGCCUGGCGCUGGGCGCGGCCGACGCCAGCGUGGGCGUGUGGGGCGCGGGGCGCGCGCGCGCCGCCUGGCGGGAACUGGCGCGCCUCGAGCUGCGCCGCCGCGGCUGGAGCGCCGUGGCCCGCGUGUGCUGGGCCCCGGCCGCGCCCGCCGCGCCCGCCUCCCGCCUGCUGCUCGCCGGCCCGCUCGCGCUCUCCGCAGACUGGGAGCUCGUCGUGCUGCACGUUCAAGAGGACGGCCAAUGCGGUUCUAUAUCCAGUCGCGUGCGGUGCAGUGCUGGUGCCGCUGGUUGCUGGGCUGACGCUGUCGGCGACAGCUUCCUAUCGCUAGAACUGCGACGACUCGGUCCCGGACUGUUCUACACAUCCGUUUGGCUGAACGCCGCCACGCAGGAAACGCAGUCGGAGUAUACCGGAGUCCGUGCGCCACUGCUAAGAAUUUACAACGAGGACAGCGCACACAUAACGCAUGCAGCCGUCGCCAGCGCACCCGACGAAGACGAGGAGAGCUCGGGCCCAGCGUACUGGCGGGCGGUGAGGCCGCGAGCGAGUGCGACCGCGCCGGGCCCGCGCGUGCUGCUGGCCGGCGGCGGACGCCUGCUGCGCGCGUGGCCCGUGGCGGCGCCGCGCCCGCCGCCGCUGCAGGCGCGCGCCGCCGGCGAGCUGGCGGAGCGCGUGCCGUGCGCGCCGCCUGCACGCCGCCCGCGCACUCCUGCCGCCUCAGCGCGCCUCUCGCCGGACUCGUCGUGCAUGAUCGGUAGGUUACUAGCGAGCGUUGCUUUUGGGCGGUAUGCAGUGACGGCAGCGCGACGUGUCUGUCGGUGCCAAUGCUGCAGGUGCUGUGGCGCGUGUCGGGCGCGGGCGCCAGCGCCGCGGCCCCCGCGCACUACGUGCAGCCCGCCGUGUCGGACGCGUACCUGGCCAGGUGAGGGGCGCGCGGGCGCUGCGUCCGCUCUCGUGCAGCUGAGUGACUGGUGUGGUGUGCGCAGCCCGGCGGGCGAGUACUCGCCGCUGGUGUGGUGGCGCUCGGCGCGGUCGGGCGCGGGCAGCGCGGCGGGCGCGGGGCUGCGCCACGCGGCGCCGGCGGUGGGCUGCCUGCUGCCGGCCGCGCGCCCGCGCUACCUGCUGGUGCUGGCCGGCGACGAGCUCUACGUGUGGCGUAGCCGCGCUACCCUCCAAAGCGGCCCAUUUGAUGUGUUGUAACAAUUGUAGCAGCAGAUUCGUUAUUUUGUAACAUUCAAUUUGUAACGAUAUUCAGGAAAUACUCCAAUAAACCUUAAACCUAAUGCUAUUUAAAA